AUGUUUCCACUAGGCCUGGCUCUUCUUGCUACCCAAAUAAUAUGGAAAACAAGCUGUGAUCCUCUGACGAUCUACAAAACCACAAAUGUGGAAUGCGGAACUGCGCCAAAGUACUCUGUAAAUGCCUCCUGUGUGGUCAAGGCCAUUAAUUGUAACAAGGCUGUGGCCAAUGUGGAUGUAUAUCUUGUUCAGCAACUAAAGAAUAUAUCAGUACGAUUUCAAGUUUUCAAGAGAGACUACACCAAUAAAAUGCAACCAUGGUUGAUUGAUGUCACCAUCAAUAUGUGCGACAUUAUUGAACGAAGGAAUUUUCUGCCCUAUGGAAAAAUGAUUUUUGUGAUCACAAAAUCAUUUUCAAACUUUAAUCAUUCAUGUCCGUAUUCAGUGAGUAAGUCUGGCAAUUAG
Drosophila ananassae is the source of this 405-nucleotide messenger RNA. RefSeq lists its product as uncharacterized. The coding region runs from base 1 to 405 and encodes 134 amino acids. The record is from RefSeq and is a predicted model, not a curated record. Lineage: Eukaryota; Metazoa; Arthropoda; Insecta; Diptera; Drosophilidae. The transcript has 3 exons.